Molecule: messenger RNA, 10780 nt
Organism: Heterocephalus glaber (naked mole-rat)
Lineage: Eukaryota; Metazoa; Chordata; Mammalia; Rodentia; Bathyergidae
Gene: Brca2
Product: BRCA2 DNA repair associated
Biological process (GO): regulation of DNA-templated transcription; double-strand break repair via homologous recombination
Cellular component (GO): nucleus
Source: RefSeq, a predicted model, not a curated record
GUACGCAGAGAGUUUUUGGCGCGAGCUUCUUAAAUCAGGCCGCGGUCCCGCUGGGUUGUGCACCUUGAGUCUUGUUUGGAGAUGUAGAUUGCCACCGGAAGCAGCCUGAGGGGUCCGGCUUGUGACCAACGUGCCUGCUGGCGCAGUGUUUGUCCAGCUACUCCAGCCAAAAUUGAGCCGCACCUCUGGAGCGGAAAUACAGUAAAGCAAUCAACGGAAAAAUAUUGUAGAGAAAGAUGCCUAUUGGAUCCAAAGAGAGACCAACUUUUUUUGAAAAUUUUAAGACGCGAUGCAGCAAAGCAGAUUUAGGACCAAUAAGCCUUAAUUGGUUUGAAGAACUUUCAUCAGAGGCUCCACCCUGUAAUUCUGAACCUGCAGAAGAACCUGAAUAUAAAAUCAACAGUUAUGAGCCAAAUCUAUUUAAAACACCACAAAGGAAACCCUUUUAUCAUCAGUUAGCUUCAACUCCAAUAAUAUUCAAAGAGCAAAGUCAAACUCUACCACUAUACCGGUCUCCUUUAAAUGAAUUAGGUAAAUACAGAUUAAACUUGGGAAAGGAUAUUGCCAAUAGUGAACUUAAAAAUCAUCGCACAGUGAAGGCUAAAGUGGACCAAGCAAAAGAUGUUGCCAGUCCACCUCUAAAUUCUUGUUUCAGUGAAAGUCCUCUCGUUCUACAGUGUACACGGGUAACACCACGAAGAGAAAAGCCAGUAAUAUGUGGAAGUUUAUGUCACACACCCCAGCUUAUAAAGGGUCAGACACCAAAACAUAUUUCUGAAAGUCUAGGAGCUGAGGUGGAUCCUGAUAUGUCUUGGUCAAGUUCUUUAGCUACGCCACCGACUCUCAGUUCUACUGUGCUCAUAGUCAGAGAUGAGGAAGCAUCUGAAACUAUAUUUCCUAACAAUACCACUGCUAUUUUGAAGCGCUCUUUGUCUAACCAUGAUGAAAAUCUGAAAAACAAUGAUAAAUUUAUCCCUUCUGUGAUGGACAAUGAAAACAAAAAUCAAAGAGAAGUUAACCAUCAUGGAUUGGGGAAAAUGGUAGGGAAUUCAUUUGGAAAAGUAGGUUGCUGCAAAGAUCACUUUGUAAAGUUAAUGCCAAAUGCCCUAGAAGAUGAAGUACAUGAAACACUUACAGACAUUUCUGAAGAAGAUAGUUUUUCACUAUCUUUUUUGAAGCAUAGAACAGGAAAUCUACAAAAAAAAAGAAUGAGCAAAACUAGGAAAAAAAUUUUCCAUGAAAUAAGAACAGAUGACUUCAAAGAAGAAACUAAAAAACAAAUGAAAGAAAAAAAACAUUCAUUUGCAUCUGAAAUGGAACCAAAAGAUAGUGAUCCUUUAGAUACAAAUGUACCAAGUCAGAAGCCUUUUGGCAGUGAAAGUGACAGAAUCUCCAAGGAAGCCAUACCAUCUUCAGGCUCUCAAUGGUCUCAGCUAACACUCUCAGGUCUAAAUGCAACCCAGAUGAAAAUACCUCUACUGCCUAUUUCUUCUUGUGACCAAAAGUAUUCUAAAAAAUACUUAAUAGAUAGUGAAAAAGAAGGUGGAAACCAUACUCCUUCAGAAAAUUCUUUGCCACAUAUUUCUAGUCUACCAGAAAAGAUAUCAAAUGAGGGAAAAUCUGUAGAUGAGAGAGAUGAAGCGGAACAUUUUGAAUCUCAUAAAGACUCCAUUCUUGCAGUGAAAGAGGCAAUAUCUGGGACUUCUCCAGUAUCUCCUGUAUUUCAAGGUAUCAAAAGGUCUAUAUUCAAGAUAAGAGAACCAUCUGAAGAGACUUUUUGUACACUCUUCUCAGAUAAUGUGAUCAACCCAAACUUUAAAGAAGAAACUAAAGCCUCUAAAAGUGGGUUGGAAAUACAUACUGUUUACUCACACAGAGAGGAUUCUUUAUGUCUGAGUUCAGUUGAUAAUGGAACCUUGCCAGCCACUAUCAUGCCUUCUUCUGGGACUUUAAAGAAUAGAGGUUUAAUAUCCACUUUGAAAAAGAAAAAAAAAAAGUUUAUUUAUGCUAUAAAUGAUGAAGCAUCCUGUCAAAGAAAGGGAAUGCAGAAAGAACAAACAAGAGCACUAACCAACAAUUCAGCCCAGUUUCAAGCAGAUGGUUUUGAAGCAUCACUUACAUUUGCAAAUGCUGAUGCAGGUUUAUUGCAUUCUUUUGUCAAACGAAACUGUUUACAGAAUGAUGCUGAAGAGUCAACCUUUUCAACCAACUCUUCUGGGGCAAAUCUGAGAAAAUGUUCCAAUAAUGAAAGUAAUUAUGCUAUUACAAUAAUAUCUCAAGAUCUUAAUUACAAAGAAGCAAAACUUCAUGAAGAAAAACUGCAGUUAUUUAUACCCCCAGAAACGGAUUUUCUGUCGUGCCUACAGAAAAGACAGUAUGGAGUAGAUUCAAAAAGCCAGAAAGUUUCAAAUAUAGAAGAAAAUGUCUUAGUUGCAGCAUAUCAGCCUGAAGUUCAGCAUUCAGAAGUAGAAUAUAGUGGUAUUCCACUUCAGUCACAGAAAAGCUUUUUUGAUGGCCAUGAUAAUACUAGCCCUCUUAUAUUAUCUCCUAGCUCCAAGAAUCCUUCAAAUCCAGUUAUGAUCUCUAAAGAAAAAGAAUCACACAAAAUGUCAGAGAAACUAAAAUGUAAGAAUUGUGAAACUGGUAUUGAAUUAGCCAAAAAUAUUUCCAUUGAAAAAAAUCAAAAAAUAUAUGUUUUAAAUGGAAAUUCUAAAAAAGUUGAGCAGUUGUCACUUGAAAAAUGCAUAACAGCAGCAUCGCCUUCACUGAAGAUGCCACUCAACCAUGAUACAAGUCUAACAGUGAUCCAAAAAGAUCAAAAAGAAACUUCUUUAAUUUCAGAAAUGACUGCCAAUCCAAACUCUGAAGAACUUUUCGCAGGCAGUGAGAAUAAUUUUGUCUUUCAAAUACCUGAUAAAAGGAAUAGUCCUGUUUUAGGAAAGACUAAGGAAAUUUGUGGAUCAGAUUUUAGUUUUAUAAAAGAAUCCAUUCUCCAGAACUCUGCUAUGGUAGUAGAUACAGACAUAGAUGACAAACAAGCAAUCCAGGUGCUGAUUACUGAAGAUUUUGACCCAUCAAAUACAAUCCAUGAUCUCAAAGAGAACAGAAAUAGCGUAAAGCAGCAUCUAACUUCAGGACUUGAAAAUCAGAAAUCAGACAUCUCCUUGGAUAUGAAACCAAACAGGAAUAAUGAUUACACACACAAAUGGGCAGGGAUCUUACAUCCAGGUUCGAGUCACAGUUUUGGAGGUAGCUUCAGAACAGCUUCCAAUAAAGAAAUAAAAGUCUCUGAACAUAAUAUUAAGAAAAGCAAAAUGCUUUUCAAAGAUAUUGAAGAACAGUAUCCUACUAGUUCAGCUUCUGUUGAAAUUGUAAAUACCUUAUUAAAUAACCAAAAGAAAUUAAACAAACCUCAUAUAUUUGAUUUGCAAUCAGUUGAAACAGUGCCUACAUGCGUGCAGAGUAGUCCGUCUGUUUCUGAUUGUGAAAAUAACCACACAACCUCCCAGAUGUUACCAUUAAAACAAGAUUUUAAUUCAAACCAUAAUUUAACACCUAGCCAAAAGGCAGAAGUUACAGAACUUUCUACUAUAUUAGAAGAAUCAGGAAGUCAGUUUGAAUUUACACAGUUCAGAAAAGCAAGCCACUUAAUACAAAGUAAUACACUUGAAGUGCCUAGAAACCAGAUGACUGCCUUAAGUACCACUUCUGAGGAAUGGAAAGAUGUUGAUCUUCAUCCCACAUUUGGUGCCUCAUCUAUUGAUCAGAUAGACAGCAUCAAAAAUGUUGGAGGAAUUGGAGUUAAACAAAAGUUUGCUUACUUAUUGAAAAACAGUCCUAACAAAAGUGCUGCUGGUUCUUUGACAGAUGAAAGUAAAGUGGAAUUUAGAGGUUUUUAUUCUGGUCUUGGCACAAAACUGAAUAUUUCUAGUGAAGCCCUACAGAAAGCCUUAAAACUGUUCAGUGACAUUGAGAAUAUUAGUGAAGAGACUUCUCCAGAAGUAGAUCCAAGUUUCUCUUCAAGUAAAUGUUAUGAUUCUAUUGUCUCAAUGUUUAAGAUAGAAAAUCAUAACAAUGAUAAAAAUAUAAAUAAGAAAAACAAUAAUUGCCAACUAGUAUUACAAAAUAAUAUUGACAUGACUACUGGCAUUUUUGUUGAAGAAAAUCCUGAAAGUUGCACGAGAAAUGCAGAAAAUAAAGAUAACAAAUAUAUUGGUGCCAGUAGAAAUAUUUGUAAAUUAGGAAAAUCGGGUGGCAGCAAUUCAAGUAAAAAUGAUACAGUUUAUAUUCAUAGAGAUAAUUUGCCAUGUAACAAUCAGCACAAUAUACAUUUUAAAUUAUCUAGCCAGUUUAUGAGUGAUGGAAGCACACAACUUAAAGAAAGUUUGUCAGAUUUAACUUGUCUGGAAGUUGUGAAGGCUGAAGAAACAAGUUAUAUUAGUUCAACUAAAGAACAGUUAACUGCAGGUGAGAUGGAACAAAAUACAAACAAUUUAAAUACACUCUUUCAGACUGCAAGUGGGAAAAAUAUCAGAGUCACCAAAGAGUCAUUAAGUAAAGUUGUAAAUUUCUUUGAUCAGAAAACAGAAGAAUGGAAUGACUUUUCAGAUUCUCUGAAUUCUAAAUUACUUUCUGGCAUAGAGAACAAAAUGGACAUUUCAAGUAAUGGGGAAACAAACACGAUGAAAAACAAAAUAUUGGAAGAAAGUACCCCGGCUGGUACUGGAACUCAGUUAAGUCUCCUGCAACAACCUGAAUGUCAAAUAGAAAAUAUCAAAGAACCUAACCUGUUGGGUUUUCGUACAGCUAGUGGGAAAAAAGUAAGAAUUGCACAAGAAUCUUUGGACAAAGUGAAAAAUCUUUUUGAUGAAAAACAGGAAGAUGUUAGUAAAAUUACCAAAUUGAGUCACAAAGCAGCAAAGAAUGUCAAAGACAGAGAGGACUGUAAAGAAGGGCUUGAAUUAGUAUGUGAAACAACUGAAAUAACCUCUAUCCCAAAGCGUGAAGAAACGCAGAAUUCCCUAAAUAAUAAAAACUUUAGUGAAACUGGUAUGCUACCCAGCCUAACUAAUAGCUUACAAAGACAAACUGAAAAUCUCAAAACAUCAAAUAGUAUCUCUUUGGAAGUUAAAGUACAUGGAAAUGUAGAAAAAGAAACAGUGAACAGCCCUACAACUUGCACAAAUCAGUUUCCUUUUUCAACUAUUGAAGAAUCUUUAGGAUUUUUCACAGGACAUGGUAAAAAAAUUUCUGUGAAUCCAGCUUUACUGUUUAAAGUGACAAAGUGGCUUAAAGGAGAAUUGGAUGAGCAGCAAGAAGAAAUAAAUACUGCUGAGGUAGUAUGUGUAAAAGAAUAUUCUCAGGAUUGUGUAGGAAAUCCUUUGAAUAAAAUUAGUUCAAGCAGUAUCACAACUGAAAAUGACAAAAUUUAUCUCUCUGAAAAACAAGAUUUAAUUCAUUUGAGUAACAGUAGCAUAUCUGAUAGCUACCAUUCUGAUGUUUGUCAUUCUGAUAAUAUGCAUGAUGAUUCAGGAUAUCUCUCAAAAAAUAAAAUUGAUUCUGGUAUUGAGUCAGUCAUGAAUGUCAAAGAUAAAAAUAACACUGGUUUUCCAGAAGUUCCCAGUAUAAAAGAAGUAAACACAUAUCCACAAGCCGUAAGUGAAGAUAUUUGUGUUCAGAAACCUGUGACUAACUUUUCACCAUGCAAAAAUAAAAAUACAACCAUUAACUUGGCUGUAUCUGAUUCAGAUAAUAUUGAGGUAAGGCCACCGGCAUUCAGUACAGCCAGUGGUAAAAUAGUCCUUAUUUCACAAGACUCGAUUAAAAAAGUAAAAAAGAUAUUUACGGAAAACUCUAAGAAGAUAAUUCACCAAAACACUGAGAAUAACAAUAAGGAAAUUAACCAAAGCACUGAGAGUAAAUCAAACACUUCCCAAAGAAAAACUGUGACAGCUUAUAAUAAGGCAUUGGAUAAUUCAGAGGAUGUUAUUUUUCCUAACUCUCUAGAUGAGGAAGAAUGUACACAUUCAUGUAAGGUUUUUGCUGGUACUCAAAAUGAAGGAAGUUUGCAACAUAACAAAAGUAUGUCUGAAUUGGAGAAAGUUUCUGAAAGACCAGCUUGUGUUAGCUUGAAAGCUUCAGAUAUAUGUAAAUUUAAUAAUACAGGGAAGGUUCCCAAGUCAGCCUCUUCUACAAAUGUUUAUGGGAUUUUUAGUACAGCAAGGGGAAAAUCUGUAGAAAUAUCAGAUGCUUCAUUACAAAAGGCAAGACAGGUGUUUUCUAAAACAGAUGGUAGUACAAAGCAACUCUUUUCCAAAGUAUUUAAAAAUAAUGAACAUUCAGACCAUUUCACAAAAGAAUGUACUAUAAUGCAUACCCCCAAAAAAGUAUCACCGCCAAAAAACUUUCAGCAUACUGCAGAUUCAUCUGCUUUUUCUGGAUUUAGCACAGCAAGUGGAAAACAGGUUUCAAUUUCAGAAAGUGCCUUACACAAAGUUAAGGGAAUGUUAAAGGAAUUUGAUUUAAUAAAUGAAUAUACUCUUGAGCAUUCACCUUCAUCUAGACUAGAUGUAUCGAAAAUUCCACUUUGUAUUGAUAAAAGAACCCUGGAACACUCUAUAGAUUCUAAAAUGAAAAAAACCUACAAUAAUGAAUUUAAAUUAUCGAGUAACUGUAAAACUGAAAUUGGUUCAUCAGAAAGUAAUCACUCUAUUAAAGUUUCUCCAUAUCGCUCUCGGUUUAAGCAAGACAAACGACACUUGAUAUUAGGAUCCAAAGCAUCACUUUUUGAGAACACGCAUCUUUUGGGGGAAGAACAGGCUUUACCCAAAAAUAUAAUGGAAAUUGGUAAAACUGAAACUUUUCCUAAUAAUUCUGUGCAAACAAGGGCAGAAAUACGUUCUCCUUGCCCCAAAGAACCAGAAAACUAUUUUGAAACAGAAGCAGUAGAGAUUGCUAAAGCUUUUAUGGAAGAUGAUGAGCUGACUGAUUGUGAACCACCAAGUCAUCCCAAACACUCACUUCGUACAUGCCAAAAAAAUGAAAGGAUUUUGUUAAAUUCAAGAACUGGAAAAAGGAGAAGAGAUGCCCUUGUUUCAGCUGGAGAAUCUCAAAUUAAAAGAAGCUUGUUAAAUGAAUUUGACAGGAUAAUAGAAAAUGAAGGAAAAUCCUUAAAAGCUUCGAAAAGCACUCCUGAUGGUACAAUAAAAGAUAGAAAGCUGUUUACACAUCACAUUUCUUUAGAGCCAGUUACCUGUGGACCCUCUUGCACAAGUAACAAGUGUCAAGAAAUCCAGAAUCUAAAUUUUAUUGCACCUGCUCAAGAACUUCUGUCUAAAUCUCAUCUUUAUGAACACUUGACUUUGGAAAAAUCUUCAAACAGUUACCCAGUUUCAAGACAGCCAUUUUAUAAUGUUCCUACUCUAAGAAAUGAAAAAAUGAAAUACCCAAUUACUACAGGCAAAUCAACCAAAGUCUUUGUUCCACCUUUCAAAACUAAAUCAUGUUUUCACAGAGAUGAAUAUUGUGUGAGCAAGGAUAUUAAUUUAGAGGCAAACAAACAGAAGCAAAAAAAUAUAGAUGAAUAUGGCUCUGGUGAUAGUGAAAAUAAUGUUAAUGAUAGUGAGAUUCAUCAGUUUAACAAAAACAGCUCCAAUCAAGCAACAGACAUAAUUUUCACAAAGUGUAAAGAAGAACCUUCAGAUUUAAUGACAAGCCUUCAGAAAGCCAGAGAAAUACAGGAUAUUCGAAUUAAAAAAAAAGAAAGGCAGCAUAUUUUUCCACAACCAGGUAGUCUGUACCUUGCAAAAACAUCCACUCUGCCUCGAAUCUCUCUGAAGGCAGCAGUUGGAGGCCGAGUUCCCUCUGCAUGUUCUCAUAAACAGCUCUAUAUGUAUGGCAUAUCUAAACAUUGCAUGAAAAUUAACAGCAAAAAUGCAGGAUCUUUUCAAUUUCACACUCAGGAUUACUUUGGUAAGGAAGAUUUACAGGCUGGAAAGGGAAUACAGUUGGCUGAUGGUGGAUGGCUUAUACCUACCAAUGAUGGAAAGGCUGGUAAAGAGGAAUUUUAUAGGGCUCUGUGUGACACCCCAGGUGUGAAUCCAAAGCUUAUUUCUAGAGUUUGGGUCUAUAAUCACUACAGAUGGAUUAUAUGGAAACUGGCAGCUAUGGAAUUUUCUUUUCCUCAGGAAUUUGCUAAUAGAUGCCUAAACCCAGAAAGGGUCCUUCUUCAACUAAAAUACAGAUAUGACAUGGAAGUUGAUAGAAACAGAAGAUCAUCUUUAAAAAAGAUAAUGGAAAGGGAUGAUACAGCUGCAAAAACACUUGUUCUCUGUGUUUCUGACAUUGUUUCAUCGAACACAAAUACAUCUGAAACUUCUAGCAAUAAAACCAGUGGUGCAGAUACCAAAAAAGUGGCCGCUAUCGAACUUACAGAUGGAUGGUAUGCUGUCAAGGCCCAGCUGGACCCUCCUCUCUUAGCUUUCUUAAAGAACGGAAGGCUGGGUGUGGGUCAGAAGAUCAUUAUCCACGGAGCAGAACUGGUGGGCUCUCCUGAUGCCUGUACACCUCUUGAAGCCCCAGACUCUCUUAUGUUAAAGGUUUCAGCUAACAGUACUAGGCCUGCUUGCUGGUACACCAAGCUGGGGUUCUUUCCUGACCCUAGGCCUUUCCCUCUGCCUCUGUCAUCACUGUUCAGCGAUGGAGGAAAUGUUGGUUGUGCUGAUGUCGUUGUUCAAAGAAUAUACCCUAUACAGUGGAUGGAGAAGACAUCAUCUGGAUUAUAUAUAUUUCGCAAUGAAAGAGAAGAAGAAAAGGAAGCAGCAAAACAUGCAGAGGCCCAACAAAAGAAACUAGAAGUCUUAUUCACUAAAAUUCAAGGACAGUUUGAAGAGCAUGAAGAAAAACCUACAAAAUGGUGUACACUCUCACACACAGCAUCAAGAGAGGAGGUCUGUGCUCUGCAGGGUGGUGCAGAGCUUUAUGAAGCAGUGAGGAAUGCACCAGACCCGGAUUACCUUGAGGGUUAUUUCAGUGCAGAGCAAGUAAGAGCCUUGAACAAUUACAGAAAAAUGUUGAAUGAUAAAAGACAAGCACAGAUCCAGCUGGAGUUCAGGAAGGCUAUGGAAUCUGCUGAACAGGGGGAACAAGGUCUGUCAAGGAAUGUCACAACUGUGUUGAAGUUGCGCAUUGUAAGCUAUGAGAGAAAAGAAAAUUAUUCAGUUAUAUUGAGUAUUUGGCGACCAUCAUCAGAUUUAUAUUCCCUCUUAACAGAGGGAAAGAGAUACAGAAUCUAUCAUCUUGCAGCAUCAAAAUCUAAAAGUAAAUACGAAAGAGCAAACAUACAGUUAACAGCAACAAAAAAAACUCAGUACCAACAGCUAACGGCUUCAAAUGAAAUCUUAUUCCAGAUUUAUCACCCAAGGGAGGCCCUUUGCUUCAACAGACUAUUAGAUCCAGACUUUCAGCCAUCUUGUUCUGAAGUGGACCUCAUAGGAUUUGUAGUUUCUGUUGUGAAAAAAAUAGGUCUUGCUCCACUGGUCUAUUUGACAGAUGAAUGGCAUAAUUUUUUAGCAAUAAAAUUUUGGAUAGAUAUUAAUGAAGAUAUUAUUAAACCUCACAUGUUAAUUACUGCAAGCAACCUCCAGUGGCGACCAGAAUCCAAAUUUGGAAUUCCUACUUUAUUUGCUGUGGAUUUUUCCAUGUUUUCUGCCAGCCCAAAAGGGGGCCACUUUCAAGAGAGAUUCAACAAAAUGAAAAAUGUUGUUGAGAAUAUUGACAUAUUUUGCAAUGAUGCAGAAAAGAAGCUCACACAUUUACUUAAUGUAAAUGAUCCCAAGUGGUCCACCCCAUCUAAAGACUAUACAUCAGAACCACACACUGCUCAGACAGUCCUUGGUACAGGAAACAAGUGUCUGAUGUCCUCUCCUAGUAAUGAGAUAAAUUACCAGAGUCCUUUAUCACUUUGUUCACCAAAAGGGAAGUCUGUGUCCACACCCAUAUCAGCCAAAAUAACUUCAAAGUCUUCUGAGGGAGAGAAAUCAAUGAAUGACCCAAAAAACUGCAAAAAAAGAAGAGCCCUGGAUUUUCUGAGUCGCGUGCCUUUACCUCCACCUAUGAGUCCCAUUUGCACAUUUGUUUCCCCAGCUGCACAGAAGGCCUUUCAGCCACCACGGAUUUGUGGCACCAAGUAUGAAACACCUAUAAAGAAAAAGGAAUUGAAUUUUCCUCAGAUGACUCCACUUAAAAAAGCCAAUGAAGUUUCUCUUUUGGAAAGCAAUUCAAUACCUGAUGAAGAAUUUGCAAUGAUAAAUACCCAAGCCCUCCUGAAUAGUUCUUCAGGAGAAAAUCAACCUCUGUCUAUCAGUGAAUCCACCAGGACUGCUCCUUCCAGUUCAGAAAAUUAUCUUGGACAGAAAAGUCAUUAUACUAUGUCUCUGGUCAAAGGGCAAGAGAAUUCACAAGCCAGCGCAGAAGAAUGUAAGAGCAACAUGCAGGACACAAGUAGGAUAAAGAAUAUAUCUAAGAGAUUGCAAAGGCGACAAAAACAUAAAUAAUAAUACUCUUAACCUUUCCAGUCUGUAGUAUAACUUCAAACUGCCUAUCAGUAUUUACAUAACAAGGCAUAAGUUUCACAGUUUCGAUUUGCAUAUCACAAUGUUCUUUGCUUGAUUCUGUUUUCAGUUGUAUGUCUUAAAAUUGUACAUUAACUAAUCAAAAAUCUCAUUUAAAUAUUUAGAUUUGAUCACAAAAAUAUUAUUUUAUAAAUAAACAUCUUUUUCGA